Messenger RNA from Microthlaspi erraticum, 456 nucleotides. The record is from the annotation of a GenBank genome assembly. Lineage: Eukaryota; Viridiplantae; Streptophyta; Magnoliopsida; Brassicales; Brassicaceae.
AUGUCGAAGAAGAUGAUUGUGUUGAAAAGCUCCGAUGGAGAAUCGUUUGAAAUCGAAGAAGCGGUGGCACUCCAAUCGGAGACAAUAGCUCAUAUGGUUGGGGAGGAGGGCGCAGAUAACAUAAUCCCGCUUGCAGACGUCAAAAGCCAGGUCCUCACGAAAGUGAUGGAGUACUGCAAGAAGCACGAUGGAGGUGACGACUCGUCCUCGGAGGAUCUCAGGAAGUGGGAGACGGAGUUCCUGAAGAAAAUCGAUCGAGCCAUGCUCAUUGAUCUCGUUAGUGCCGCGUGUCAACUAAAAAUCGAAAGCCUCAGUGAUAUCACUUGCCAGGCUGCCGCUGAUGUGUUGGAAACCGUAAGUGUAGAGGAGGCUCGAAGAUUGCUUGGCGUAGAGAACGAUUUUACACCAGAGGAAGAAGAAGCCAUCCGCAAGGAGAAUCAAUGGGCCUUUCAGUGA